Beta vulgaris subsp. vulgaris (sugar beet) is the source of this 486-nucleotide messenger RNA. RefSeq names its product 70 kDa peptidyl-prolyl isomerase-like. Lineage: Eukaryota; Viridiplantae; Streptophyta; Magnoliopsida; Caryophyllales; Amaranthaceae. Bases 1 to 486 code for a protein of 161 amino acids. The transcript has 2 exons. Gene Ontology annotation, molecular function: protein binding. The record is from RefSeq and is a predicted model, not a curated record.
AUGAUGAAUGCUAGCUACAGAAAUGAAGAAAUGCUGAAAAGAGACAAGGCACCAAGAAAUGACAGUCCCAAGACUUCAUUGGAGCUAGUUAAGUCAUGGAAGGAAGAAGGAAACUCCCUUUUCAGUCAGGGAGAUAUUGAUGAUGCAUUAGAACAUUAUGGUUUUCCUGGAGUGAUGCUUAGCUUAAUUAUUUUGGAGGAGGAACAUAUUAGAAACUUUUGUGAACUAUCUUACUGCAUCUUGCUGACUCUAGCUGCAUGUUUACUGAAAAAGAAUGAAUUCGAUCAAGUUGGUCUUCUUUGUUCUAUUGUUCUAAGCUUUGACCCGUGCAAUGUGAAGGCCUUUUUUAGAAGAGCUAAAGCAGCGGAAGGGAUAGGAAUGUGUGACUUAGCUUAUUGGGAUUUAGUGCAAGGCUCUAAAAUUGACCCACUAAAUAAAGAGAUUAUUGCAAAGAAACUACAUGAAGUUAAGAGUUUGUUUGAGUAG